Bipolaris zeicola 26-R-13 is the source of this 2244-nucleotide messenger RNA. RefSeq lists its product as uncharacterized. Gene Ontology annotation, biological process: glycerol-3-phosphate metabolic process. The transcript has 3 exons. Lineage: Eukaryota; Fungi; Ascomycota; Dothideomycetes; Pleosporales; Pleosporaceae. The record is from RefSeq and is a predicted model, not a curated record. Gene Ontology annotation, molecular function: glycerol-3-phosphate dehydrogenase (quinone) activity. Bases 1 to 2244 code for a protein of 747 amino acids. Gene Ontology annotation, cellular component: glycerol-3-phosphate dehydrogenase (FAD) complex; mitochondrion.
AUGGCUGCCCGACGAGGAAGCCGUUUUAUCAAGCCAUUGCUCUACACAGCGGGAGCUGGAGCAGUCGGCGCGGGAGCCCUCUAUGUCACCCUCAGACCUCGCGAUAUCCCCGGCAGCGAAGCUGCCGCAGUUCCUCCACCAACCUACGGUGAGGGAGGUAUCUUCCGCCCACCACAGUUUCCCAGUGCCAAAAGCCGCGACGAACAGAUCGCACAGCUGAAGCGCAGCGCUGGUGUCGUCUCACAGGUUGCUGAGAAGGCAAGGAGAUGGAUCGGUGGCAGCUCAACACCUGAGAAAGUGGAAGAGGACCCAUACGACCUCCUGAUUAUCGGUGGUGGCGCAACAGGAGCAGGUAUUGCUCUUGACGCCGUCACACGAGGCCUCAAGGUUGCGCUCGUCGAGCGCGACGACUUUAGCAGUGGUACGAGCAGUAAAAGUACCAAACUGGUACACGGCGGUGUACGAUAUCUUGAAAAGGCCGUUUGGAAUCUCGACUACAACCAAUACGCACUUGUCGUCGAAGCUCUCCGCGAACGUCGCUACUUCUUGGAUACUGCACCCCAUCUCUCACAAUGGCUUCCCAUCAUGAUUCCUAUCCAGAAGUGGUGGCAAGCGCCCUACUUCUGGGCUGGCACAAAGUUCUAUGAUUUCCUCGCCGGAUCAGAGAACAUUGAGUCCUCCUACUACAUGACAAAGAGUAAGGCCUUGGACGCAUUCCCUAUGCUGAAGAAGGAAGGCCUUAUCGGAGCUCUGGUAUACUACGAUGGUGCACACAACGAUUCUCGCAUGAACGUCUCGCUUGCUAUGACUGCAGCACUCUAUGGCGCUACUGUUGUCAACCAUCUCGAAGUUACUGGCCUUGAGAAAGAUGCCAAUGGCCGUCUGUGUGGUGCAAAGGCAAAGGAUCUCAUUGAGGAGAGCAACGGUAAGAAGCCUCAGGAAUUCUCCAUCAGGGCCAAGGGCGUGAUCAACGCCACUGGUCCUUUCACUGAUUCUAUCCGCAAAAUGGACGACCAGGAGGUGCCAGAAAUCGUUGCUCCCAGCUCUGGUGUCCACGUCAUUCUCCCUGGUUACUACAGCCCUGCAAACAUGGGUCUCAUUGACCCCAACACUUCUGAUGGCCGUGUCGUCUUCUUCCUGCCAUGGCAAGGCAAUACUAUCGCCGGUACGACGGACACUGCUUGUGAUAUCAAGCAAAACCCCAUUGCUGGUGAGGAAGAGAUCGACUGGAUUCUUAACGAGGUCAAGCGUUACCUACAGCCUGAAAUCAACGUUCGCCGUGGUGACGUCCUCGCUGCUUGGUCGGGUAUCCGUCCUUUGGUUCGCGACCCCAAGGCAAGCGCGACUGAAGGCCUUGUCCGCAACCACUUGGUCACCACCUCUCCCUCUGGUCUGUUGACCUGCUCAGGUGGAAAGUGGACGACUUACCGCCAAAUGGCUGAGGAGACCGUCGACGAGGCAAUUAAGGAAUUCGGUCUAGCACCAAAGCCAUUGGACAAUCCCACUCUUAUCAGCGGAACUCAGGUCAAGGACGAGGCUCCUCUCGAUGGUACCUGCCAGACCCACCGUGUCCGCCUCGUUGGCGCUCACGGUUUCUCCAAGACUCUCUUCAUCAACUUGAUCCAGCACUAUGGCAUCGAGACCGAUGUAGCCAAGUACUUGUGCCAGGCCUAUGGUGACCGUGCCUGGACCGUUGCAUCUCUUUCAGCACCCACUGAGCAGCGAUUCCCUGUCCGUGGAAUCAAGAUGUCUGAGCUUUAUCCCUACAUUGAUGGUGAGGUUCGCUACUGCGUUCGCCACGAGUACGCUCAGACUGCCACUGACGUAAUUGCCCGCCGCAUGCGUCUUGCUUUCUUGAACGCCCAAGCUGCUCUGGAGGCCCUUCCCAAGGUUAUUGAUAUUAUGGGCGAGGAGCUGAAGUGGGACAACAAGCGCAAGGAAGUUGAGUGGAAGAACGGUGUCACUUUCCUCGGCUCUAUGGGACUUCCCAAGAGCAAGCUUUCUCUCACUCGUAAGGAGGUCGAGAGCGGUGCUGUAGGUAAAUAUGCCGACGAGGAGCAUCACCUCUACGCACGACAUGGUGAGUCUACCCCCGACGAAGAAGCUUGCGCGAACCUCUUUGCAUUUGGGAUCAGACUAAAUGAGAUACUUGCAGAUAAACCCAGCGAGCCUCUCCCAUCCGACAGCAAGUUCAAGUCUGGCGAGAACCCUGUCGUCAAGCGCGAAUCCCAGGUUAACAAAUAA